AUGUUUCUCUCUAGAUUUCCAGCUGUGAGGCUCUUGACAUUGGCAUCACAAGUCCUUAUCUGCUAUCUCAGUCUCCUUGCUUUCAGAGGAAAGCCAUUGUUGGUUGCAGUUCAUGCUGCUGAUCCUGCUCCAGUGCGUGACAUCAAAGGUGACAAUCUCCAAACUGGGGUUGAGUAUUGGAUCUUGCCUGUCAUCCGUGGGAAAGGUGGGGGGCUAACACUAGCCAGCAAUAGAAAUAAAACCAUCGGCUGCCCACUUGAUGUUGUUCAAGAGCAAAGCGAGGUAUCUAAUGGUCUUCCACUCACAUUUUCACCUGUGAAUCUGACGAAAGGCGUCGUUCGCCUAUCCACUGAUCUUAACAUCAAGUUCUCUACAUCUGCAGCUGUAACUCUCUGUCCGCAGACUUCAAAGGUUUGGAAGUUAGACGAGGUUGAUGAAUCAACAGGGCAACGGUCUGUCACGACUGGUGGCGUAGAAGGCAAUCCGAGUCCUAAAACUCUCAUGAACUGGUUUAAGAUCGAGAAAUAUGAUGAUGACUACAAGCUCGUCUUUUGCCCCAAAGUCUGUCGCUUCUGCAGGGUUAUAUGUGGUGAUGUUGGCGUUCAUCUUGAAAGUGGGGUUAGGCGUCUGGCUCUAAGUGAUGUAAUUGUACCACUCAAAGUCAUGUUCAAGAGAGUCUGA
Molecule: messenger RNA, 681 nt
Organism: Fragaria vesca subsp. vesca
Lineage: Eukaryota; Viridiplantae; Streptophyta; Magnoliopsida; Rosales; Rosaceae
Product: miraculin-like
Exons: 1
Coding region: 1-681 (226 amino acids)
Molecular function (GO): endopeptidase inhibitor activity
Source: RefSeq, a predicted model, not a curated record